Molecule: messenger RNA, 1296 nt
Organism: Pleurotus ostreatus (oyster mushroom)
Lineage: Eukaryota; Fungi; Basidiomycota; Agaricomycetes; Agaricales; Pleurotaceae
Exons: 9
Coding region: 1-1296 (431 amino acids)
Biological process (GO): biosynthetic process
Cellular component (GO): mitochondrion; cytoplasm
Molecular function (GO): L-kynurenine:2-oxoglutarate transaminase activity; pyridoxal phosphate binding
Source: RefSeq, a predicted model, not a curated record
AUGGCGACAGCGAUAGUGGAAAAGAAGGAUAGAUCCAAGCUCAUCCCGUUCUCGUCGAGAUUGAAAGAAGGCCGUGCAUUGGCACAAGAUGUGUGGUCCAUCUUCAACGCUCUGAAUCUGCCAGCAGAUUGCAUCAAUUUGGGCCAGGGAUAUAUGAACUUCCCCCCACCAGCAUGGGUGACCGAAGCAGCUGAAGAGGCGCUGCGAACAGUGGCUCCUAACCACUACUCUCACCCGAAAGGGCGGAUACGCCUUCGUGAGGCUAUCAAGAAGUUCUAUGGGCCCCAACUCGGGCGAGAACUUGACGUGGAAAGCGAGAUCCUUGUUACAAGCGGUGCCAAUGAAGGACAAUAUUCUGUCUUCACCGCGUUCUUGGAACAAGGGGACGAAGUCAUCAUGUUCGAACCAUUCUUCGACCAGUAUUUACCAUCCGUGACGUUCAAUGGUGGCAAGCCAGUAUACGUGCCCCUGCACCCGCCGGCACACGACAUCUCAAAACCCACUAGCAAUGACUGGACGAUCGAUAUUGCCGAGUUACGACGCGCUGUCACUCCGCGUACGAAGAUGAUCAUCGUGAAUACCCCGCAUAACCCCGUAGGAAAAGUCUUCACCAAGAAGGAACUCGAGGAAAUCGCAGCUGUAGCCGAGGAGUUCAACUUGUUGGUCAUGUCCGAUGAAGUAUAUGACUGCCUUGUUUUCGAUGGCAAGGAACAUAUUCGUAUCGCAAAUUUACCUGGAAUGUGGGACCGCACCGUUACUGUUGGUUCCGCGGGAAAGGCCUUUGCGGCAACUGGGUGGCGUGUCGGUUGGCUCAUCGGCCCAGCAUCCAUUAUCCAACCCACCCUAGCUGCAACCACGCGUAUCGUCUUCUGCACCAACUCUCCCCUCCAGGAAGCAGCUGCCAGCGGCCUAGAGCAAGCAAAAGAACGGCAAUACUUUGAGAUUCAACGUGCUGAAUACGCAGAGAGACGUAAGAUCCUCGUAGACGUGUUCGACCAGUUGGGCUUGAAAUAUACCCUUCCCGAAGGAAGCUACUUCAUCCUUUUGGAUAUCUCCAAUGUGAAGUUCCCCGAUGAUUAUCCUUUCCCCAAAAGCGUGCUGGGGCGCGGCCGAGACUUCAGGGCUUGUUGGUUCAUAGCUAUGGAGAUAGGUGUUUCGUCUAUUCCCGUCAGCGAGUUCUACUGCGAAGAACAUGCCAACAUAGGGGAGGCUUACGCGCGCUUCGCCUUCUGCAAAGAUGUAGAUACUCUCGGGAAAGCUGCCGAACGCUUGAAGAACUUGAAAAAUUAUAUGUAA